CUGUGCAUCAUUUUUAUAACAAAAUUGUGGAGAACGGGACAAUGAGUUUGUUCAAGAGCUUGGUUCUUUUAUUUCUAAUACUUGUGGUGAGAGGUUCUAUGGUACAGCUGAAAAAUGGUGGCUAUGAGGAUAUUGUUAUCGCAAUUAACCCUGAGUUACCAGAAGAUCAUAAUAUCAUUAGAAACAUACAGGACAUGGUCAAAGAGGCUUCUACUUACUUGUUCACUGCUACAAAACAGAGAUUUUUUUUCAAGGCUGUAAAAAUUAUAAUUCCUCUGCAUUGGCCGCCAAAACCUGAGUAUUUAAGUGUAAAAACAGAGUCAUAUGAUAAGGCAGAUGUUAUUGUGGUUAAUCCUUCCUUGAAGUACGGAGAUGAUCCCUACACGCUGCAAUAUGGAGGAUGUGGGGAAAAGGGACAAUACAUUCAUUUCACUCCCAACUUCCUGUUAAAUGACAGUUUGCAUAACAUCUAUGGAUCACGAGCUAAAGUUUUUGUCCAUGAAUGGGCCCAUCUUCGUUGGGGAGUAUUUGAUGAAUAUAAUUACGAUGCACCUUUCUAUUUGUCUGUAAACUCUGGAAAAGAAACUAUUGAAGCAACUAGAUGUUCGGCUGAUAUCACUGGUAAAUAUAUAUUCCAAAGUUGCACAGGAAACAGCUGCACGAUAAGAGAAUGUGAAUAUGAUCAACAGACAAAGCUGUAUGAAGCUGGAUGUACAUUUGUACCAGAAAAAACACAAAAUGCCCGAGCAUCUAUAAUGUACAUGCAAAGCCUCCCUUCUGUGGUUGAGUUCUGUGAUCAAAGUACUCAUAAUGAAAAGGCUACAAAUAUGCAGAACAAAAUGUGCAACUACAAAAGCACCUGGGAAGUAAUUAUGAACUCUACUGACUUCAGUAACACCUCUCCAAUAAAUAUCACAAGUCCUCCAUUUGAGACCUCCUUCUCAUUGCUGCAGACCAAAGACAGAGUAGUCUGUCUAGUACUUGAUGUUUCUGGGAGCAUGGAUCAGAAUAAUCGCAUUAAACGUCUGUCCCAAGCUGCAGAGUUAUUCCUGCUACAGAUUAUCGAAAUGGAUUCCUGGGUUGGAAUUGUCACAUUCCAUUCUAUAGCACAAAUUACAUGUCAUCUACGACAAAUAGUCAGUGUGGAUGUACGCCAGAAUCUUACCAAAUACCUGCCUACAACACCUGACGGAGGAACUAAAAUCUGUGAAGGAGUGCGCAAAGGAUUUGAGGUGAUUAAACAAAAAUACUCUCAUCUCGAUGGUUCUGAAAUUGUACUGCUGACAGAUGGAGAGGAUACAACUAUGAGCAGUUGCCUUACGGAGGUGAAAAACAGUGGAUCGAUCAUUCACACCAUUGCCUUGGGGCCAAGUGCUGCUCCAGAACUAGAACAAUUUUCAGACAUUACAGGAGGCUUAAAGUUGUAUGCCACCGAUACAGUUGAUUCCAAUGGCCUAACUGAUGCAUUCAGUGGAAUUUCAUCCAGAAGUGGAAAUAUUUUUGGACAGUCUAUUCAGCUUGAAAGUACAGCUCAGAGUGUCGCGGUCAACCAGAGGAUGAAUGGUACAGUGACUGUAGAUAGCACUGUGGGAAAGGACACCUUCUUUGUAGUUACAUGGGAUCGAAGCACAUCUCCACCAGACAUUUCACUGUGGGACCCCAAAGAAAAAGAAUAUAGAACGUCAAGCUUCACAGUUAGUAAUAUAAACCUCCGAACAGCUCGACUGAAUAUAGCAGGCACUGCAGAGGUGGGGGAUUGGUUAUAUAUGAUUCAAAAUAACCACAGAGAAUCUCAAGUCAUAUCAAUGAUAGUAACCUCUCGACCAGCAUCUUUGACUGACCCACCAGUGAUUGUGAAAGCCCACAUGAAUAAGGAUAAAAACGACUUCCCUAAUCCAAUGGUGAUUUAUGCAGAAGUUAGUCAGGGAUUUUCGCCUGUGCUUGGUGCAACCGUGAUGGCCACUGUUGAACAAGAGACUGGAUCUGCAGUGGAGCUCAGACUCCUUGAUGAUGGUUCCGGUGCUGAUAUUACCAGGAAUGAUGGAAUCUAUUCAAAGUACUUUACAUCUUUCAAGGGAAACAGUAGAUACAACUUAAAAUUGCGUGUCCAGGGGAGAAAUCAGACUGUCAGACUUAGCCACAGGCAGAGCCGAGCCUUAUAUGUUCCAGGCUACAUAGAAAAUGGUGAAAUCAAAAUGAAUGCACCGAGACCUGAACCUAGUGAUGAGGAAAUUCAAGCAAAGCUGGGAAGUUUCAACAGAGUUGCAACAGGAGGUUCUUUUGUAGUGAAGAAUGUUCCGUCAGGAGGAUUUACUGAUGUGUUCCCACCCUGUAAAAUUACUGACCUUGAGGCUCAGUUUGAAGAAGAUAAAAUUCACUUGUCCUGGACAGCUCCCGGGAAUGACUUUGAUGAGGGACAAGCUGACAGAUACAUAAUAAAAAUGAGUGAAAGUUUUCUGGUCCUAAGAAACACCUUUGAGGAUGCUACUUCAGUGAAUACCUCCAGUCUGGUACCUAAACCUGCUGGCACCAAAGAAUCAUUUCAGUUUAAACCAGAAAAUGUCACAAUAGAAAAUCGCACCAUAAUCUACUUUGCAAUAUGUGCUGUUGAUAAUGCCUCCCUGACCUCAGAGGUGUCUAAUGUAGUACAGGUAGCUCUGUUUGUCCCUCUAAAGGAAUCCUUGCCUGUUAUACUUCCUACUGAAGUUAUCACUAACAGUGUUCCUACACAGGGAUCCUUGCUUGAUAUGCUUCCUAAUCAUGUUAUCAAUGAUGGUGUCAAUGUUUCAAUAAUAGUAAUUGGGUCUGUAAUAGCUGUAAUAGUUAUACUUACAGCUAUUAAUACAGCUAUCUAUAUUUUAUAUAAGAAAAAGAGAAAUGGAAGUUUUGAGCUCAGAAUGUCAUAAAACUAAUUGUAAGAUGAAAGCUCAGUAGGUAUUUAUCCUAAUUUGUUCUAUUUGUGAUUUUCAAAGACAAAUUUGUAAUGGAUUUGAAAAUUAAGUGCAUUGACUUUAAAAUAGAGGUGGAUUUAUAUGUAUUUUGAUCUGCUUUCAAUGAGUGUAUAGUAUGUUACAGUUCAUGUAUGUAGACUGAACAGUGAAUUUAAAAGUAUAUACUGAGUAAACUAAUGUGUAGCAUAUAAAUGACAAUCUAAUUGUAUACUUUCAUUCUAAUCUUGCAAGAGUUCUGCAGCAUUAAGUAUUCUGUGUUUUUGGUUGUUUUUUUAAAAUAGAAAAAAAUCUUUCUAAUUUUGUUUUCCAGUUGCUUAGCAGUCAGGGAGGGGAGAUUUAAGAAAAAAAAUAGAUCUGUAAUCUUUGGUUUUCAUACAUUCGUUUCAGUGAUAUUCAAUGAGUAGGAAACAUAAAUGUAUACAGCUGUUGUUCUUGAGCUUGCAACUGCUUAGGUACAUGCAUAACAACUCUCAUCCUAUGACUAAUGCAGAUGUUUAAAUCUUCACAGGAUCAGGGCCAUAUGUUAUCCACAAAUGAGCAUAUGGAAAACACUUUUUACCUGACAAUCAUCAAACACACAUGCAACAUUCCAACUCUAAAUGACAGAACAAAAGCCAAAUAGUAGAAGAGAAAACACUAAAUUCCUAGGUAGCAGAAAUGCCACCUACCACAGCACAUGACUGAAGCGAAGGCAUGUAGCACCCAGGAGGAAAGCUAUUCAGCAGGUGACUUUUCAUUGGUUUUCCCCAUCUCCUGCAAGCCCAACAUGCAACAUCAUGAUCUGUGAUGUGACGCUCCAGAAAUGGGAAAGGAUCGCCCAUUCUUUGGAUAAUGAAAACAUCCAUCGUUACAUUAGAUGGGAUCAAAUUAUUUUAUAAGGUAUAUAAACCCUCAUGCUUCAGGUCGUCAGCUAAUCACUAGCAGGGGCUAGGGAGGAACUUUUCCAUGUGCAAAUUAUUCCAUAACUGUCCAUUAUGGGAUUUCUUGCUGCUUCCACUGACAUAUACUUAGAAAUAUUGGCCAGCAUGGAUACGCCUACACUCAGAUUUUUUACAACUGUAAUUAACUGACAGUUAGCUCAAGGUAGUUACCGCAUUUGGACUAUGCCUGGACCAAACAUCGGGGAAUGUCCAUGUUAGCUUUUACAAACAUAUUAAGUGAAAAUCACUAGUGAAGACAAGCCCUUUUGGAGAUGGGUAUCUGGGUUCAUGUGGACCAUGGAUCUGAUUGGGUAAUGCAAUUCCUAUGUUUCUGAGAUGGUGUUUUUAUGGCAUGAAGUGAAAGUAAGAAAUUGAAGUGAACUCUUAGUUGCUCUUCCAAAUGUAAAGGCAAUAUAAGUCUCCUUUUUUGUUUUGGCUGGUGCAUGUUGGUGGUUUUCUUCACUUCUCUUGGGGAUAGGUGAAUGGGACAGAAGAGAGUGAUUAGUAGAAUAUCUGUGUAAUAAACAGAAGGCUUGUGUGCUUUAUACACAUUGUUAUUCAUAACAACAAUAAAACAAAACAGACCAUGGGAA
This is a messenger RNA of Mauremys reevesii (Reeves's turtle), 4464 nucleotides long. Its product is annotated as calcium-activated chloride channel regulator 1-like. The coding region runs from base 42 to 2906 and encodes 954 amino acids. Gene Ontology annotation, molecular function: intracellularly calcium-gated chloride channel activity. The transcript has 14 exons. The record is from RefSeq and is a predicted model, not a curated record. Gene Ontology annotation, biological process: chloride transport. NCBI's taxonomy places the organism in Eukaryota, Metazoa, Chordata, Testudines, Geoemydidae.